GCCGGGGCUUCAACGCGCAAGCCAAUCCUCCGUCGGGGAACCAGCGCCGGGCUUUGCACCGCAGCACCGCAGCGACAGCCUCGCUUCUUCUCACCGAAAUGUUCCCGUGUGCACCGAUUCCCUAAAUGGCAAGUGGAUACUGAAUCUCCAUGGUGCACGAAAGAAGGACAGUCCGCGACUGUUUUGUUCAGUAAAUCCUGGACACACCUUUUUUAAUGUCAGUCAAGACCGCGGCUGGGUCGCCAUGACGAGCGAGGAGUGUCCUGCGCCGCUGGGGAGCAUCUCCUCGGCCGGGCCAGGGCAGAGCGACGAGUACGGCUCGGCGCAUGCUGAUGACAUCAUCGAGGAGAUGGGCCCGGGUGACGACGUCAGCAUCGGCAGCGACCUGAGCACUCUGGUGGUGCCCUUCCCGGAGCUGGCGCCCGUGGUCUUCUUCUGCCUCAAGCAGACCACCUGUCCUCGCAACUGGUGCAUCCGCAUGGUGUCCAGCCCGUGGUUCGAGAGGAUUAGCAUCAUGGUGAUCCUGCUCAACUGUGUGACUCUGGGCAUGUACCAGCCCUGCGAGAACAUCGACUGCACCUCGGACCGCUGCCAAAUACUCCAGGCCUUUGAUGCAUUCAUCUACAUCUUCUUUGCGCUGGAGAUGGUGGUCAAGAUGGUGGCGCUUGGGAUCUUUGGCCGCCGCUGCUACCUGGGCGAUACCUGGAACAGGCUGGACUUCUUCAUUGUCAUGGCGGGAAUGGUAGAAUACUCACUGGACCUGCAGAACAUCAACCUGUCGGCCAUUCGAACGGUGCGAGUCCUGCGGCCUCUCAAAGCCAUCAACAGAGUGCCAAGUAUGCGUAUUCUGGUGAACCUGCUGCUGGACACGCUGCCCAUGCUGGGCAACGUACUGCUGCUGUGCUUCUUCGUCUUCUUCAUCUUCGGCAUCAUCGGAGUGCAGCUGUGGGCGGGCCUGCUGAGGAACCGUUGCUACCCCGAGGAGAACUUCACCCUCUCUUCGGGCAUGACCCUGCCGGCGCCGUACUACCGGCCGGAGGAGGAUGACGAGCGCCCGUUCAUCUGCUCCCUGGCAUCGGAUAACGGGAUCAUGUCGUGCACCGACGUGCCGGCGAGGCGCGAGGGAGGACGCACGUGCUGCCUGGACAAGGAGGACGCCCUCCACAGGCAGGCUCUGGGUCUGAGUCCCGAACCCCUGGCCAACGGCAGCGGCGCCGGGGAAGCCGUGGGUCUGUGCAUCAACUGGAACCAGUACUACACUCGGUGCCACACUGGCAACACCAACCCCCACAAAGGUGCAAUCAACUUUGACAACAUUGUCUACGCCUGGAUUGUAAUCUUUCAGGUGAUCACUCUGGAGGGCUGGGUUGAAAUAAUGUAUUAUGUAAUGGAUGCCCACUCGUUCUACAACUUCAUUUACUUCAUCUUACUCAUCAUCAUUGGUUCCUUCUUCAUGAUCAACCUGUGCCUAGUGGUUAUCGCCACCCAGUUCUCAGAGACCAAACAGCGGGAGCACCAGCUGAUGCAGGAGCAGAGGGCGCAGUGCCUGUCCUCCUCCACCCUGGCCAGCAUGACCGAGCCGGGGGAUUGCUACGAGGAGAUCUUCCAGCUGGUCUGCCAUGUCCUCCGCAAGGCUAAGAGGAGAUCGGCAGCUCUCUACUACACGCUGAGGGGCAAGCCCCCGCCGCCUGGCGGAGGCAGGGGCAACCGGCGCGGCGGAGGCAAUGUGAACGGAGAGCGGCAUCACACCAGGCACCCGAGAUCUCCCCACUGUCCACACCAAAGCCACCCCGACCACGGCUCUCAGCCGCAGGCCAACUGCAUCGCCCUGUCCGUCCCUCAGAACCCCGAGGACUGCCCCAUAUGCGCUUUAUCACUGCAGGAGGGCACGAAGGCCGUCGGCGAAUCUGCUAAUGGCGACGAAAACGAGGAGGAUGCUGUGAGGGAGACGGAUAAAGAGGAGAACCACUUAGACGAGAGGGGGGACGGAGGGAAGAAGCGGAAGAGGACGUGUUUCGGACACUGUAGGGACCUUUGGAAUGGGAUGAGACGGAAACUUUGGGGAAUUGUGGAGAGCAAGUAUUUCAGCAGGGGGAUUAUGAUCGCGAUUCUCAUCAACACCAUCAGCAUGGGCAUCGAGCAUCACAACCAGCCCGAGGAGCUGACCAAUGUCCUGGAGAUAUGCAACAUUGUCUUCACCAGCAUGUUCACCCUGGAGAUGAUCCUCAAACUGACUGCUUUUGGCUUCUUUGAGUACUUGAGGAACCCGUAUAACAUCUUCGAUGGCAUCAUUGUUAUCAUCAGUGUGUGCGAGAUCAUCGGGCAGGCGGACGGCGGGCUGUCCGUGCUGCGGACGUUCCGGCUGCUGAGGGUCAUUAAGCUGGUCAGGUUCAUGCCGGCGCUGAGGCGGCAGCUCGUGGUGCUGAUGAAGACCAUGGACAAUGUGGCCACUUUCUGUAUGCUGCUCAUGCUUUUCAUCUUCAUCUUCAGUAUUCUGGGGAUGCAUAUAUUUGGUUGUAAGUUCAGUUUGAAAACCGAGGCGGGGGACACUGUGCCUGACAGGAAGAACUUCGACUCCCUGCUGUGGGCCAUCGUCACUGUCUUCCAGAUCCUGACUCAGGAGGACUGGAACAUGGUGCUGUACAACGGCAUGGCGUCCACCUCCCCCUGCGCCGCUCUCUACUUCGUCGCUCUUAUGACAUUUGGAAACUAUGUGCUCUUCAAUUUAUUAGUGGCCAUCCUGGUGGAGGGUUUCCAAGCUGAGGGUGAUGCAAAUCGCUCUUACUCUGACGACGACAGGUCUUCCUGUAAUUUUGAUGAGAGUGACAAGCAGAAAGACUCCCUGCACCUCUCAGACCCAAAGAUCUGCACACUGACCCCUAAUGGACACCUGGACCUGUCCCAGUUGCCUGCUGGUCUUUUUCCUGGAGAGAGGUUGACCUUUGCUCUUGGCUCCAGGAAGAAUAGUGUUAUUUCUCUUGGCAGGGCCAACCUGGAGCAAAGGGCUGUGUAUCCAGGUCGAGGUUAUCACAAUUGGGGUCGCUCGGUGCCUCCCCAGCCUCACGCCUUGUGGGCCCGCCGUUCCAGCUGGAAUAACCUGGGGGUGGGCCGGCCCUGCUCCUCCUCGUCUCCCACUGGCAGCCCGGGCUUCACGCCGCCCUCCGCCAGGCCGUUCUAUGGCUACGGCCUGGGGGGUCUGGGAGGGGUGGUUGGAGGAAGUCUCCGGAUCAGGGGCCCGCGCGCCUCCUCGUCCCCGCGUCACCACCGCCAUCACGUCCAGCCGGACGAGGAGGAGUCCCUUCUCUCGCCGCCGCCCGUGGCCCCCCACUCGCUCCACCUCCCCCCUCCCGUGCUCCCGGGCUAUUUCGCCCCCAGGAGGGACCGCAGGGCUCUGUCGCUGGAGCUGCCCCACCUGCUGCAGGUCCCGGGACAGCCACACCCCCCACCGCCGCCCCCCGGGACCCACCACGGCCACCACAGGAAGAAGAGCUUCUCCGGAGGGAUGGUGAUGACUGGGGGCGGCGACCUGGGAGGGAUUCACCAAGACUGCAAUGGGAAGACGCCGCUGUCCCAGCUGCUCCAGCCCCCUCCCAGACACCCCACGGAGCAGACCGAAGGAGCGAACCCCCCCAGCAACCUGAUGGCUGAAGUCUUCCCCCAGGUUAACACACGGAGCAAAGACCGGGAGGACCUGGACGACGACAUCGACUACAGCUUGUGUUUCCGCAUCCAGAAGAUGUUGGAAGCGUACAGACCGGACUGGUGCGAGACGCGAGAGGAUUGGUCCAUCUUCCUCUUCUCCCCACAGAACAAGUUCAGACAGAUAUGCCAGUCCAUCAUCGCCCAUAAGCUCUUUGACUACGUGGUUUUGGCCUUUAUCUUCUCCAACUGCAUCACAGUGGCUCUGGAGAGACCCAAGAUACUACAGGGCAGCCUGGAACGAGUUUUUCUUACCAUCUCCAACUACAUCUUUACUGCAAUCUUUGUGGGCGAGAUGACGCUCAAGGUUGUGUCCAUGGGCCUGUACAUGGGUGAACAGGCUUAUCUGCGGAGCAGCUGGAACAUUCUGGACGGCUUCCUGGUUUUUGUGUCUUUGAUUGACAUUGUUGUGUCCAUGGCGGGAGGCGCUAAGAUCCUGGGUGUGCUCCGAGUCCUCCGGCUGCUCAGAACACUGCGUCCCCUCAGGGUGAUCAGCAGAGCUCCGGGUCUGAAGCUGGUGGUGGAAACUCUCAUCACUUCCCUCAAACCAAUCGGCAACAUCGUCCUCAUCUGCUGCGCUUUUUUUAUCAUCUUUGGUAUUCUCGGAGUUCAGUUGUUUAAAGGCAAGUUCUUCUACUGCUUCGGCCCUGACGUCAAAAACAUCACCAACAAGUCCGACUGUCUGCAAGCCAACUACAAGUGGGUCCACCACAAGUACAACUUUGACAAUCUUGGACAGGCUCUGAUGUCCCUGUUUGUCCUCGCUUCCAAAGACGGCUGGGUCAACAUCAUGUAUCACGGCCUCGAUGCUGUGGCCGUGGACCAGCAGCCGAUAACCAACAACAACCCCUGGAUGUUGUUGUACUUCAUUUCCUUCCUCCUCAUCGUCAGCUUCUUCGUCCUCAACAUGUUCGUUGGCGUGGUGGUGGAGAACUUCCACAAGUGCCGCCAGCACCAGGAGGUGGAGGAGGCCAAGAGGCGCGAGGAGAAACGCCAGCGUCGCAUGGAGAAGAAGAGGAGGAAGGCCCAGAAGCUGCCCUACUAUUCCAGCUACGGCCACAUGCGCCUGAUGAUCCACACACUGUGCACAAACCACUACCUGGACCUCAUCAUCACCUUCAUCAUCUGUAUCAACGUCAUCACCAUGUCUCUGGAGCACUACAACCAGCCUCACUCUCUGGAUCUCGCUCUGAAAUACUGCAAUUAUUUCUUCACCUCUACGUUCGUGCUGGAAGCAGUGCUCAAACUCAUCGCCUUUGGCUUCCGCCGCUUCUUCAAAGACCGGUGGAACCAGCUGGAUCUGGCCAUUGUGCUUCUGUCGGUGAUGGGCAUCACUCUGGAGGAGAUCGAGAUCAGCGCCGCCCUUCCCAUCAACCCCACAAUCAUCAGGAUUAUGAGAGUACUGAGGAUCGCGCGAGUCCUGAAGCUGCUGAAGAUGGCAACAGGAAUGCGAGCCCUGCUGGAUACCGUCGUCCAAGCCCUGCCUCAGGUGGGUAACCUGGGCCUGCUCUUCAUGCUACUGUUUUUCAUCUACGCCGCCUUAGGAGUAGAGCUUUUUGGAGAACUUGUUUGCAAUGAAGACUACCCCUGUGAGGGUAUGAGUCGUCACGCUACCUUUGAAAACUUUGGCAUGGCCUUCCUUACUUUGUUUCAAGUCUCCACGGGCGACAACUGGAAUGGCAUUAUGAAGGACACAUUGCGGGAGUGUCCACCAGACCACAACACGGACGUGGACUAUGCCUGCAAUCCGAGCCUUCAGUUUAUCUCGCCCAUGUACUUUGUCUCCUUCGUGCUCACCGCCCAGUUUGUGCUCAUCAAUGUGGUGGUGGCCGUGCUGAUGAAGCACCUGGACGACUCCAACAAGGAGGCCCAAGAGGAGGCGGAGAUGGAUGCAGAAAUUGAGCUGGAGCUGGCCCAGGGCACCCUCUGUUGCAUGGGCGCCCCCGGAUGCGGGGGUGGCGGCGUGGACAAGGGACUGGUCGCUGCCGGAUCGGCGCCCGGCGGAGCGGCCGGGGGGAGGGAGCGGGGCAGCGCCAGAGGAGACAGGGGAGAUGGGUCGAGGAGGAUGCGACACGCGGUGGCCGCCGCGCACCCGGGACCGUACAACCCCCACGACUCCGAGCGGACCCUCUACUCGCCAGUGCAAGAGAGCCAGUGGUUGGAUAGCGUAUCUCUCCUCAUCAAGGAUACGUUGGAGGGGGAGAUGCUGAUGAUCGACAACCUCUCCGGUUCUGUCUUCCACCACUACUCCUCUCCUCCACCCGUCUGCAAAGGCUGCAAGGGCCACCCGCAAGAGCAGAUCAGGAUGGCAGAGAUCGAACAGGCGUCGCUGAAGUCGGAGCAGCUCUCUGAUAAGUCCUCGUCCCCCGCCCUGCCGGACGACCUCAGCCUGGACGAACACACAGCCUACCAGCUGCUGGCGCAGGAGAGCAAGGGAAGGUGCUGCAGUGACUCCUACAGCUCCGAGGAGGCCUGUGGUCGAGGCAGCCGUGAGGGGCUGCAGCAGGCUCAGACCGUGGUUCAGAGCCAGGUGCAGGGUUUGGGCCAUCCGUGUCGGGCCCUCGCCGCCGGCAUUGAGAUGGAGACCGCGCUUCAGGAAAUAGAGAUGCAAACACACACACCACAAAACGCACCUCACCACAGUCCCGGUGGUGUUCCCAGCAGCAGCAGCAAGGAGAGAAACAAAGAAGGCGGUGGAGGAGCCAGUGGCAUUUCUGCUCUCUUCCAUCUGCCUGCAGAGUUCUUCCACCCUGCAGGAGCAUCCAUCCCAGUACCUCCCCGGAGCAGAAGCCUGCGUUUGUCAAGGGGCCUUAAGCUGACCUCCCCAGCCACCUGGACCUCGUUCCGCUCUCCUGGAGCCCAAAGAAAAAUCCUCUGUACUCAGUACCCAUCCCACAGUGACUCCUCCCUCGCGACGGGCAGUUCUGAAGGAAGCCUUCAAACCACCCUGGAAGAAGGGCUGAGCUUCAGCGUCUCUCCGCCACAGAACCUGGAGCUGCCUUUGCCAGCAGCUCCUUUGCCGCUCAUGUGUCCCGUCCAGCUGCCCGAAGACGGCACCACCACCUCCUCUCCGGUCCAGACCACGAGGCCGAGACCCACCCCCUCAUCAGCUUUAACCCUCCUGGCCACCAGGGGUCACCAACGGAGCCAGAGCAGCGGGCGGGGCAGCACCAGCCCCGGCUACACCCGAGACGACUCCAUCGAUCCGUCAGACGAGGAUCUCGGCAUCGGCAUCGGGUCGUCCAUCGGAGGCUGUGGGUCCAGUCAAGCUGGAAACAGUGAACAUUUGUCCGAGGCGCUGAGCAGCUUGUCGUUGACGUCGCUGCUGUCGCCCAGCUCCUUGAUGUACCCAGGAGGGGCGGUGAAGAAGUGCAACAGCACAGGCAGCCUGGACCAGGGGGGGAUGCUGUCUUCUCGGGGCAGGGAGAGCCGCAGGGAGAUCCUGGGCCUGGAGUUGAUGGACCCCCAGGGCUUUUUGGCCAACCCCUGGACGGGGGUUUUAGUUGACACAAGAAGAGGAGAUAUGAGAGGAGAAAUAGGAGACGGAGAACAAGGGUUGAAAGCAAAGAGCUCAAGCCAAACAGCAGUAGGGCCCUGUCGGAAAAAUAGAUGAAACCUACUGUUUAGUCUUAUUUUGUCUCUCCAUUCCUUGGAUCUAAACCCAUUGCUGUUCCUCUCGCCCUCUCUGCUUCAACAGUGAGAGAGAGGUCCGAUGACACAUGAUGUCCUGUAUUCCAAAGCCAAACCCUCAUCUUGCCCCUUCAACCCCUUUCAGUACAUUUGUGACAAGCCGGCGUCCUAUUUUGAUAUUUAGGCAAGUGGUCUGGGUUAUGGUCUGUUGGCGAGGGAGUGGCCAGCACGGUUAAGGCCCUUCCUCCCUCCUUGAAGCGGUACCAGAGGAAGCCAUGGAAGGUUCUGAUCGCACUGGGAAGAGAGGAGGAUCAAAUCAGGAAGUCAAUGGGAGCAGAAAGAAAUGAGCUCAAACAUCAGACACAACAAAGAGUCUUAAAUGUUGCUCUUCUGUAGUUUCCUGCAGUGGCUCGGAUUAAUGAGGUUGAAAAUGCAAAAAGCCAAAAAAAAGAAAAAAAAAAGACACAAACCCAAAAUAGUCAUCCAUGCCAACAGAGAUUGUUUUGAUCUGUUUACAUCUCUGAGGCAGUGCAGCAAAUAAGUGGGCGGAGGCUGGUUGAUGGCAGAAUAUAUCAAGGUGGAAGGAAGACCGCGAAAGGAGAAAGCGGGUCAUUUAUUGGGCUGGAAAGGCAGAAAGCGGAUCUAAUGUCCAUCUGCUCUGGCAGACGGAAACAACAGGUCCUACUCACUCUGGCACAGGACCUUCUGCUGAGAUCAGAGCAAACGGCGAGGUGGAGGAGAGUUCAGGAAUGUGUGCUCGUCGCGUGUGUUUGUGUGUGAGAGCGCUGCCUCAGGUAUCCAAGGCAUGAAUUAAAUCAUUCUCAUCGCCGCACCAUACCUCUGUGUUCCUGAAAGAGGAGAUGGGUAUCGACUGGGUAAAGCUUUGUUCGUCUGUCAACUCGGUCUUCAGCUGCGGCGGAAAAUGAAAAGAAAUUGACGGACUGCGGAGGUUCAACCGUGCAUGGAGUGAUUCGUGAAAUUGGUUAUUUUUCUUUUCUAUCUCUAGCAUCUCUCACUCGCUCAUGAACAUGGAGAAAUGAAUACGAAAGCAAGAGAUGUUGGAUGGAGAUUUACAAAACCCGAUCAGAAGGGACGGCAGUGUGUGUGUGCGUGUGCAUGGAGCAGCCUUGUGUGCACUAAAAUCAAGUUCACUGCUAUUUCUUGAAGUGAGACUUUAAGCACACUCCUUUUUGAGACCACUUUCUCUCACCGUGUUCCAGGAUUUAAGAAAAAUGGACAAAACCACAAAAAUGUUGCAAGGACCUUGACUGCAUGAUGGGAUCGCAUUUAACCAAGAUUUUUAUCUAUAAACAGAAGUGUAUAAAGAUGUCAGUGUUGGGUGAUGACCAUGUGAUUUCUAUUCCUCUAUUUUUGUAGAAAAGAGAAUAGGCACGUGCAAGUGUUGCCGUUAGUUUGUCCCGAUUUAAUUUCCCCCAUGCAGUGUCUUUGACUUGUCGUCUAGGACUUUUUUGUCUGCCAGUGGCUUCCAGUUUUAUAACAUUUUUUAAGGUGUGGACAAUGUAUAAAACAAUGAAGCAAAAAAUUUCAAACAAACUGCGCGCUGAAGCGAUUGUUCCCUCCAGCACAUUUCUCUUAGGGAACAAGGGUUCCUUGUGGAUGAUUUUUUUUUUUUUUUUCCAGAUGUUGGAGCCUCAGAGGACAACCAGAGAUGGGAACAGCCAUAUUCACUCACUAAACAAAGACUGUCGUGCUCACAGACAUUCCUGCACACAGGGAACUUUGUUUGCUUUUAGCCAGUUGUACUAAAAAAAAAAAAAGAAAAGAAAAA
Salarias fasciatus (jewelled blenny) is the source of this 9118-nucleotide messenger RNA. Its product is annotated as voltage-dependent T-type calcium channel subunit alpha-1I-like. The transcript has 37 exons. Lineage: Eukaryota; Metazoa; Chordata; Actinopteri; Blenniiformes; Blenniidae. Gene Ontology annotation, biological process: calcium ion import; membrane depolarization during action potential; positive regulation of calcium ion-dependent exocytosis. Bases 245 to 7312 code for a protein of 2355 amino acids. The record is from RefSeq and is a predicted model, not a curated record. Gene Ontology annotation, molecular function: voltage-gated sodium channel activity; low voltage-gated calcium channel activity. Gene Ontology annotation, cellular component: plasma membrane; neuron projection; voltage-gated sodium channel complex.